Molecule: messenger RNA, 5048 nt
Organism: Bacillus rossius redtenbacheri
Lineage: Eukaryota; Metazoa; Arthropoda; Insecta; Phasmatodea; Bacillidae
Product: lachesin-like
Exons: 10
Coding region: 26-1351 (441 amino acids)
Cellular component (GO): neuron projection
Source: RefSeq, a predicted model, not a curated record
CCGCUGCGCUAGCCGGGGAGAGGCCAUGUCGCGGGGCCGCUGCGCCUCGCUGCUGCUGCUGCUGCUGCUGCUGCUCGCCGCCGGCUGCCGCGGCGCCGGCCCUCAAGACGCCGUCGUGGACUUGAAGUCCGCGGCUCCAGGCCAGCCCUACCUUUCCGCGGCCGGCGGGGACCCCCCCGACUUCAGCCAGCCAAUCAGGAACGUGACCGUGCCGCUGGGGAGGGAGGCGGUGCUCACCUGCUCCGUCGCUCAUCUCGGCAACUACAAGGUGGGCUGGCUGAAGGCGGAGGACCAGACCAUCCUGACGCUGCACAACAAGGUGGUGACGCACAACUCGCGGGUGAGCGUGUCGCGCGACGGCGACCACACCUGGAGGCUGCACCUCCGCCAGGUGAAGGAGGCGGACCGCGGCUGCUACAUGUGCCAGAUCAACACCAGCGUCAUGAAGAAGCAGGUCGGCUGCGUCGACGUGCACGUGCCGCCCGGCAUCGUGGACGCCGAGUCGAGCAGCGACGCGACGCUGCGCGAGGGGGACAACGCGACCCUGCGCUGCCGGGCCGAGGGCCGCCCGCCGCCGCGCAUCAUGUGGCGGCGCGAGGACGGCGAGCUGCUGACCCUGAGGAAGGGCCCGCGCGACGUGGCCAAGGUCGACAUGUUCAGCGGAGACACGCUGUUCCUCAUGAAGAUCGACCGCACCCAGAUGGGCGCCUACAUGUGCAUAGCAUCGAACGACAUCCCGCCGGCGGUCAGCAAGAGAAUCUCCCUCCACAUAAACUUCCCGCCGGUGGUGAAGGUGCCCAACCAGCUCCUGGGCGCGCCGUUCGGGACCGACGUGCAGCUCGAGUGCCACGUGGAGGCCUUCCCCAACACCAUCAACUACUGGCUCAAGAACAGGCAGGAGAUGCUGCUCAGCGAAAAAAAGCACAUGAUAGAAGAGAUUCGCAGCUCUUACAAAGUACACAUGAAACUCAUCAUCAAGGCAUUGGGGAAAAGUGACCUAGGCACGUACACUUGUGUCUCAACAAAUUCUUUAGGACAUGCGGACGGAACAAUUAGACUCUACGAAAUCAAAGUUUCUACUCGAAUGCCAAUCAUCCCUCACACAAAGCAAGCAAUCACAACCCCAGGAUUUACUGUGCCAAACAGGAGUUACACUUCAUUUGAGUUCAACAGUUUCGUAACCACAACGAAUGAUCCGCGGCGGGCGGCGGCGACGACGACGGAAGGCUCGCCGGAGCAGAACCAUCUCUUGCCGGAGUUCAGCUACGAAGUGGCAGCGGACGUGGCUUCCGGGGCUGCCUGCCGGACCCUGGCUGGCCUCUUCGUCCCUCUCCUGCUGUUGCUCAGCUGAUACCGCUGAGCCGCCACUCCCCCUUCCUGUGUCGACCAGCGUGAGCCCCGUACUGAGGCUUGUAGGUUUCAGUCACCUCCAAGUCAUAAUGUCUGCGCAUCUCCAGACUAACAAUUCCUAAUGACCCUGGUACAGGAUGUCUACUAAACUGCAGAUUUAAGUAUCAGCAAAAUCUAUUGCCACAAGCAUGGUUCCAGAGGGUCUUGGGAAGAGGGCAGGGGAGUAGAGGCAAUAGCCCAUCCCAAGCCUGAAUUUUAUUUUAUUUAUAAGGUAUAUUUAAUUUUAAAUAUGUGUUAAACUUUUCUUUCAUCAAAAGAUUUUAUGAAAAUAUUAAUUUUCUGUAUUUAAGACCAUAAAUAUUCUAAAUAUUCCAAGGCUAAUCUGACUUAUUUAAUAUCCUGUUUUAAACUGCAUCAUUUUAUUUUGUAAGAUAGCCCCUUCCAAAACUCUUUCUGGAGCUGCCCUUGAUCGCCACCUUGUGUACUUCAAUGAUUGAAAAAUGAAUAAACUACUAGAAUGUAACAAAUAUCUGCAAUUGAUGCUAGACCUACCCCUUUAUAAAAAUAUUUUGCUUGUGCAUGUGUGAAACAUACUUUAAUGACUAAAACAAACAAAGAAAAAAGAAAAUUAUUGACUUUAUGGACUUCACUGAUCUCUCAGCAGACACAUUGCUGAAGACGCGAUUACAAUUAUGACCGGAAAGUCCUUGCUAUUUACCACUCUUGAUACUGCUGAAACCUACAAGUCAAGAAUGAAACUUUAGAUAAUAGCUGUGGAAAUAUGCAAAGUUCUCGAGCAUUCAGUUAGCAUUAAGCUGAAAAUUUCCCGAAAUCCUGUUUCUUCCAGCAUUUUGCCUACCUAUCCGACACAUAUCAAUAUUCAUUAUCGUGGCAGUGGACCUAACUACUUAUAUUUAGGUCCAAUCACGUCUGAAUGGAGGAACACACAAACAUUAAAUUUUUUUUUUCUUAUUACUUCAGUUUAAAUAACCCAUUUCAAUGAGACACUGUGACCUUGCAGUACUGUUUGAGUGUGAAAUUCUUUGGGCACAGCAGUGAAAAUGUGCCCGGGUGAGACAAAACAUGGCAUGUUUCCCAGAGCUAUAAACUGUUAAAAUUCCUACUUACUGUAACCUCCACGUCUUGCACUUGAAACGGACGUUGAUACUGCGUCCUCACAACAAGGAACAUGCUCCUGGGCAGAGCAGCCACACGCUGACAUCACAUUCGACCACAUUGUCAUACAAAACUCAAAUUCUGUUACUUCAGGCUUGAGUUCACACACCUUGUUGAUAUAUUUUGUUUUUUUCCUCAUUACUUUUUUUUUUUAAAUGUUUCUUAAAUUUUAACUUAACAACUCCCUUGCAUUUUUUUGUUCCACCAUAAAUAAUUUCAACAGAUAUUCACAUAGUGUAAUACCCUGGCUGUUAAAAUGUGUACAAGUCUUUGUAACAUCAUUACGUGCACAACUUCUUACACCCACAAUAUUACACUUAAUGACUAUCUGUUGAAAUUAUUUGUGGCAGAACAACAAAAGCAAAGAAGUCAUUGAGUUAAAAUUUACAAAUUUAAAUAAAAGUAAUAACAAAAAACCAAAAAAAUAUCAACAUGGCAUGCAAAACCAGUCUUAGGGUACAUAGCCUGCAGUUAAUUUACUCUUCAACAUUUCAAACCAUUUUAAUAAAGUGCCAAAUAACUUUUUAAUUUUUUUUCAGGCAAAAAAAAAUUAUUUUAAUAAGAUAUUUCAUUUCCAACAUACUGAUGUCAACCCUCUUGACUUGUACCGAAACAUGAACGGCGACACUGGCCACAGAAUGCUUAUCACAUUGUGGUUGCAGUCGAAUGGCCACCCAUUAUGAAAAUACAUAUUUGUUGUUGUAGCAUAAUUCAUUUGUGGACUGAAAUAAAUUGUUUUUUAAAAAAAAAAUUGAUUUUUUUUUUAUGUCUAUAAUCAAAUUGUUACCUCUCUCCAUUCACAACUCCUACAUCAACAAUUAAAAAUAGUUUCAAAAUAACAUCCCAAAAAUUGAUUCCUAAUAAAAUCCUAUGACUAUUAAUUGAUCUUUAACAGAAAAAUUUGUAAACAAAAUGUGGUAAUUAAUGAUAAAAUGACCUAUUUUGUUAAGUAAAGAAAUAUACAUAUUUCAUUUAUGUUAUGUUUAUAUAGAAAAUGACUACAAGUAUGUGUAUUCUAGUGUAAUUCAAACUAUAAGUAAUUAAAUAAAAAACUUGAAACUCAAAAUGAUAUGAAAAUAUAAAGCAAAGAGAGAUUUGAUACUAGGCUAUUUCCCAACUAUUUUACUUGUUUUAUGUUCUUGUAAGGAGUAAUCAGCAAAAGUCAAGAUGAAUGUAUGAAAAUAUUGUUUUUUUCAAGAAAAUUAAUUAAUUCACCUAUCAUUAUGCAUUAUAUUAUAUGCAAUUGAUUCUAUCAGAUUUACACAAAAUUUUAAACUACUGUUUAGGUUGUUACUUUCAUGAAGUGAUCUCCCAAUUAAUUUAGAAAUUUUAACAUGUUUUUGUGAGAAAAAAAAUCUAGCGAGUUCAGUCACACCAUAGAGUCAUGAACAAAGGAUGACAGCACGAAAAAAAAAAUGAACAGCCAGUUUCAAGUGUACAGAUAGUGGUAUUUCCGCCAUCAUAAAAAAAAUACUACAAGCAAUCAAACAUAUUCCUUUGACUGCAUUAAAAAGAGGUAAGCCAUCAACAUAACAGUGCCAAAUAAAUAAAAAAUAUACAAAAACAAUACAGAGAUCUCCUAGGAUAUUCCAAAUACACCUAAAAGCAUACAAGAAGUUGGUUUGAGGGGUCAAAAGCUUUUCUUCCCAGUCUCCUUCGACAAUUACCCACCAUAACAUUACACUGUUGUAUACCAACUAUCCAGAUUAUUAUAUGUAUAUAAGUGUAAGUGUGUGUGUGCAUUUAUUUAUUUAUAUGACACGUCAUAAAAAACUGUCAAAAGUAAAGUCUUAGUUCAGCAGAUGAUUUAGAACCUCAUUAAAAAAUACAGUAUGUCCAUAAAAGAAUUUCCCAGUUAUAAAAUUUAAUAGUAUCAAAUGUAAGCCUUGUAGAGUGUGGUUCAAGGUCACAAUUAAAGAGCAACUCAAACAGUUUUAGAUAAGAGCAUGCACAAAUACUGCUUUGUUGUUUUCUCACUCACAGCACAAACAAAUAGCUCUUACUACAAUUAGUAGAGGGUGAACCUACAAAAUUUAUUUGGCAACAAGACGGAACCCCUCCCCAUUGAAAUCUCUUUGUACAAGAGUGGUUGAACGUCGAAGUCCUUGACCGCUGGACUGGUCGUAAUGGUCGAGACGACAGAGCUCUUUUUCGCUGGCCUCCACGUUCAAAUGACAUAACGCCAUGCAAUUUUUUUUCCUUCAGGGCUUUAUAAAAGAUUGUGUCUACAUUCCACCGUUUCUGAAUGAUUUUCCAGAGUUGAGAACCAGAAUUGAAGUGGCUAUUGCUUCGAUAAAUUCAGACCUAUUAACCAAAGUGUAGUUGGAAUCUAAGAAUUUGACUUUAGGUAGGAUGUGUGCUGUAUAACUAAAGGUGCACGUAUUGAAUAGUAUUUAUAAAAAAAAUAGGUCAUUUUAACUUCAACUUGAUGUAUGAUUUGGUGUAAAUAGUCUAUAUUAAAUUUUUACAAUAUACCAUUGAAACAGGAUAUUCUUUUAUAGACACCUUGUACAUUAAGCUCA